Messenger RNA from Ramularia collo-cygni, 2118 nucleotides. RefSeq names its product probable L-serine dehydratase 2. Gene Ontology annotation, molecular function: 4 iron, 4 sulfur cluster binding; L-serine ammonia-lyase activity. The transcript has a single exon. The coding region runs from base 1 to 2118 and encodes 705 amino acids. The record is from RefSeq and is a predicted model, not a curated record. Lineage: Eukaryota; Fungi; Ascomycota; Dothideomycetes; Mycosphaerellales; Mycosphaerellaceae. Gene Ontology annotation, biological process: gluconeogenesis.
AUGAGUCGAAUUGGCUUGCAACGUUUGGCUCUACUGCCCUCGGCGGCGGUACGGAGUAAUACUCCUUUGGCCCAUUCAUGGACGAGGCUCUCCUCCAACACAGUACGCCCCGCGGUUUGCAGAAAUGGGCUUCCAAAUGGACCAACAAGACCACAAUUCCGUUCAUUGAGUACAAGUCCCUCUCAGCAAUUCGACGGCGAGGAUGAAGGAACGUACAGCGAAGCCAACAACGAACAUGCCGUCAUCUCAACAUUCGAUCUGUUCUCGGUCGGCAUCGGUCCUUCCUCCUCACAUACCGUCGGACCCAUGCGAGCAGGCAAGAUUUUUGUAGCCGAUCUAGUCGAAGCCGAUGUGUUGCAAAAGGUUCACCGUAUCAGGGUUGGUAUCUAUGGAAGCCUCGCGUUGACCGGAGAAGGCCAUAUGACUCCAUCGGCCAUCCUACUAGGCCUCGAAGGCGCCAACGUCGAGACUGUUGACACUGCUCAUGUCCCGGCAAGGUUCAGUGAGAUCAAGUCGUCUAAGAAGCUAUUUCUGGGCCAGCACUUGACAGAGGAUCCUACCAAGGGGAAGGAGAUCGAUYUCGACUAUUCUCGUGACUUUGUCUGGGAAUGGGGGCGAAAGCUGCCAUUGCACAGCAACGGGAUGCGAUUCACCGUCUUUGACAAGUAUGGAGAUGUGCUGGCCACGAACGACAUGUUCAGCGUUGGGGGUGGCUUCGUAGUCAACGGCGCUCUUUCUGUCAACGCCGCAGCUCCAGAGACCGAAGUCGCAGGUACAAGGCAUCCAGUGGAUCUGGCUGAAAACAUGUACUACAAGAAAAUCCGUCGAUCCCAAGUCAAGGGCGAUCGAAGGACGGGACCUGAGAUUAAGCAUCUCCCCAACGUCGACGAAGGUCACGCUGCGUUACUCGAGCCUGGAAAUCAAGACGAUGUGGUUGGAGGGCUUGCAACCACUCAGCAGUCAGCGAACAGUGUCGAGGCUGCUUCAGAAGAGACCAAGUCCCCGCAGCCAACAUAUCAAUACGCCUUCCGGGAUGCCGCCAGCUUACUUGCCAUGUGUCGAAAGCAUAACUUGACGAUUGCUCAGCUGGUCUACGAGAAUGAGAAAAGCCAUGGAUAUACUGACGAACAAAUUUACUCUAAACUUUCGCGGAUAUGGCAGGUCAUGGAUGCCAGCAUCCUGGAGAGCGUUCAAGCUCAGCCAGAUGCAGUCCUACCGGGCUCCUUGAAGUUGAAGCGCCGGGCACCAGCUCUCUAUCAGCGACUGACUCGUGGCAUGUACCCAUCCGUCUCCAAGGAGCAUGUGGUGAUGGGUUCCCAGAAGCCCACCACAUCCACGGACAAUGCAGCAAGCUCAACCACCACCACCACCACCAGCAAAGCAUUGACCCAAGCAGGAAAUCAAAUCCACGGCAUAGGCCUUCGUAGACGAUCUCCAGUCCGGACACACGGCUCUCUAGAGCAUCCCAUCCUGCCCUCACCAACCCGCCGGACCACAUUCCAAACCAUGGACUAUCUGACCGUCUACGCCAUCGCCGUAAACGAAACCAACGCGGCCGGCGGCAGAAUCGUAACAGCCCCCACAAACGGUGCAGCAGGCAUAAUUCCCGCAGUCCUAAAGUACAUAAUCGAAUUCAUCUCCGACGACCCCGACCGCGACAUCCCUCAAUUCCUCCUAACAGCAGCCGCAAUUGGAAUGCUCUACAAACGCGGCGCAACCAUUUCCGCGGCGGAAGGAGGCUGCAUGGCAGAAGUAGGCGUCGCUUGCUCCAUGGCCGCGGGCGCCUUCGCAGCUUGCAUGGGCGCCAGUCCCGAAACCAUCGAACAAGCAGCCGAAAUCGGCAUCKAACAUAAUCUCGGCCUCACAUGCGAUCCCAUCGGUGGUCUGGUGCAAGCCCCUUGUAUCGAGRGGAAUGCCCUGGGGGCGAUUAAAGCUAUAAGCAGUGCGAAUCUCRCUCUGAGUUCCGAUCCAGGCACGCAAAAAGUUCGACUCGAUGAUGCCAUUCAUGCUAUGCGGUUGACGGCCAAGGGAAUGCGGAAUGAGUUUAAAGAGACGAGUUUGAGUGGUUUGGCGACUAGUGUGGCGCUGAAUAUUCCUGUUAGCGUGCCCUCGUGCUGA